CUCAUCAUGGUACACCGAAGACACAUGCAGUCGCAUCAGCGACAGAAGCUGCGAGAAAGGAAUGUCCAGGAAGAUGAGGCACCGAGGCUAGAGAAGCGCCAGCGCGGCGGGAGUCUGAGAGAUGCUUGGGAUGAUUUCACAGAGGGUGUCAGGGACGCGUUUAGCCCACCGCCGAAGACCACCAAGACCGAGGAUGACGAGAAACCCACACCGAAACCGCAGGGUGGUAGGACACAUGUCACGACCGCUCCAGAGUCGGCGUCCAGACCUACACCCACCCCCACAAAUCGCAUUGUUGUGACGAAGACCGGUGAGCAGGUCAAGGGCACCCCUCUGAUCGCCCCGAGUGAGUCCAAGGCAUCCGAAGCAAGUAGCACUCCCACGUUGCACGAUUCGACCUUGCCCCCCUCUAUCCCUGCGCCCACGCAGCCACACGCUUCUGGGACCGAUGUCCCGUUGGCCGUGGCCAAGGACACACCAACCUUGCCAUCAGCUCCCAGUUCAACUCCAACACCAUCCAGCGCUGCAAGCAAGGCGGAAGACUCUAGCAGUUCAACCGCCAAGGCGGGAAUUGCUUUCGGUAUCAUUGGUGGUCUGCUGCUUUUCUCCCUACUCAUCUUCUUUGUCUUCAAGAAGCGCAAGCAGCAGAUAGAGAGGCGGCAACUCCGGGAGGAGGAUGAAAAGUUCGCGGGAGCAUUCGCAGCGGUCCCCAGCUCCACCGCACGCCGGUCAUCUCGCCAUCAAUCCCAACGCUCGAGUAUGACGCCCCUGAACCGACAGCCAACUCUGCCCAUGAACCUGGGCGGUGCCCCUCCCGUCUACCCCAAGAACUCGGAUAGCGCCUGGGAGAGGCCGCGCACUGGCAACAGCGCCAACAACCCGGCGAACCCCUUUGGCAACCACGCCGAGACGAUGGAGCAAGCGUCUGUAUCUCCCGCCGCCGGACAGAACGAAUCCUUUGUCGGCACCGGAAUGCUCACUCGCAAGCAGUCCAUCCGCAAGGAUGCACCUCAACCCCUCGACCUGACCCUACCUCCUGUACCUGAAGCCGGCGGUAACCAAGCUAGCCCUGCCCGGACUGAAUACAGCACACACGAGCUGUCGCCGGGUGUCGCUGCCGUUGCAUCACCUGGAGCUGCCGCCAUCGCUGCUGCUGGUGGCCCUGCACAAUCCGCUGUACACCGCGUACAGCUCGACUUUAAACCUACUAUGGAAGAUGAGAUGGAAUUGAAGGCCGGCACGCUUGUGCGCCUACUAUUUGAGUAUGACGAUGGAUGGGCGCUCUGCAUCCGUUUGGAUCGCUCCCAGCAAGGUGUGGUUCCAAGGACAUGUCUCUCCACGCGUCCACUCAAACCUAGGGCCGGUGGCCCACCUGGACAGCGACCAGGUCCACCGGUCAACGCAUACCGGGGAGCAAGCCCCCCGGUUGCCAUGCAGACUCAGGGAUACAAGCCCCCGAGUCCAGUCGGCAGCAUGCGACGGCAGAGCCCAAUUGAGCCCAGCCCCAUGCAACCACCGCCCCAACAACAAGCAACGCCGAUCAACGGCCAACCAGGCCACAGCCGGGCACAGCAGUCGAUCGAGCGAAAGCCGGUCCCUGGCCAGGCCAUGUGA
Pyricularia pennisetigena is the source of this 1614-nucleotide messenger RNA. RefSeq lists its product as uncharacterized. Gene Ontology annotation, molecular function: protein binding. The transcript has 2 exons. Lineage: Eukaryota; Fungi; Ascomycota; Sordariomycetes; Magnaporthales; Pyriculariaceae. The annotation marks the transcript as partial. The record is from RefSeq and is a predicted model, not a curated record.